Messenger RNA from Cannabis sativa, 1074 nucleotides. RefSeq lists its product as uncharacterized. The transcript is spliced from 2 exons. The record is from RefSeq and is a predicted model, not a curated record. Bases 174 to 767 code for a protein of 197 amino acids. NCBI's taxonomy places the organism in Eukaryota, Viridiplantae, Streptophyta, Magnoliopsida, Rosales, Cannabaceae.
AGUGCCACGAAACAUAAAUUUCCCUUUCAUAAAGAAGUGGGUGUGAUAGAAAUCGAAUGGUUCUAACUUUCUAGUUUCUAUGAAUACUACUCAAAUUUGCUAGAAUCAUCCAAUUUCUUUCUAUAAAUAUCCUAGAAAUAAAAAAAGCAAAUAAAAGGCCAGGUGCUGCUACGAUGGAUCAUCGAAGUAACGCUGAGCUGGCGGAGACAGCGAUGGAGAUGGAGAUGGAGACGGAGACGGAGACGGAGACGAAGACGGAGACACAGACGGCGGCUCAGCCUCAGGAAGUUCCAGCAAAUGCCAGCAGCAGCAACAUCAACCAGGGUAUGCCCGUUUGGAACUUGCUCACAUUUGCUCGCCAGCUUAUCAACCAGGGAAAGCCUUCUCAGGCCCUCCAAGCGGUGGUAAUGGCAAUGAGAUCUGGAGGUGGGGAUGAGGCUGUAUUUCGGUCCUUGCAUCGUGCACGUGAAUUAUACCAAAGUAGAUUGCGGGAAAAUGCUGCUGUUGACCAGCUAGCUUCCUUGUUUGCUGAAUGUGCAAUAGCUGAAGCCCAGCCUUUAACAGAUGAACUGCCACCUAAUUCUGAUGGUGAAGCAUUGGUUGUGCCCGAUGCUCAUGGAACCUCUAUACUGGCUGAAUCGGGCAGGAUGCAGAUUGUGUUGGAUGCAUUCUCGGAUGGGAGCAGCUUUAUCUGUUUACAAUGCGGAGGUCUUGUUAGCAACAACCGGAGAGAUGAGCACUAUGCAUAUUGGUGCUGCCAAAUUUGAAUUGAUGAGCAUGCAACCAAGGAGGGGUUGUUUGUUCCCCUCUUGUUCUGUGGUGCAACAUGACCACAUGCCCUUUUUGGUAUCCGAGUGAAUAGCUUUUUUGAUUUCAGCUCAUCUGAUGUUUUACUUAGAUGGUCGGGACCAUGUAUUGUCCUGAAGGGAGUAAACUGCUGAAUUUUUGGGAUCUUUUGAUCCUCAUAUUAGUCAUUACUGAAGAGACUGUGACACGAAUAUGAUGAUAUAUAAUCAUAUAUUAGUCUGUUUUAAAGGACUAUACCAUUCUAUAUCAUAUUAUUAUUUUAUUUUA